Messenger RNA from Dictyostelium discoideum AX4, 2013 nucleotides. Lineage: Eukaryota; Evosea; Eumycetozoa; Dictyosteliales; Dictyosteliaceae. The record is from the annotation of a RefSeq genome assembly.
AUGUAUAUAGUAAAUUUAAUAUUACCAUUAAUAGGAAGUAUAAUAACAGGAAUUUUUGGACAUAAAUUAGGAAAUAGAAUAAGUAUAAAAAUAGCAGUUGGUUGUAUGAUGUUAACUGCAAUAUCUAGUUUAUAUAUUGGAUAUGAAAUAUUAUUAUGUAAUAGUGUAGUACAUUUUAAAUUAGGAACGUGGAUGCAAGUAGGAAGUUUAAAUGUGGAAUAUGGUUUAUUAUAUGAUAGUUUAACAAGUAUAAUGAUAAUAGUCAUAACAUGUAUAUCAAGUAUGGUACAUUUAUAUUCGAUGGAUUAUAUGAAAGAGGAUCCACAUAAAACAAGAUUCUUUUCAUAUUUAUCGUUAUUUACCUUUUUCAUGAUGCUAUUAGUAACCGCCGAUAAUUUUGUUCAAUUAUUUUUUGGAUGGGAAGGAGUAGGAAUAAUGUCUUAUUUAUUAAUUAAUUUUUGGUAUACAAGAUUACAAGCAAAUAAAUCCGCAUUAAAAGCAGUAAUUUUAAAUAGAUUUGGAGAUUUUGGAUUAUUUUUUGGAAUAUUAUUAGUAUUUUUAGUAUUUAAAAGUGUUGAUUUCUCUGUAAUCUUUACAAUAGCACCUUUUAUUACGGAAUAUACUAUAAAUUUAUUAGGAUAUGAAGUGAAUGCGAUAACCUUAAUAGGUAGUUUCAUAGUAAUAGGAGUUGUGGGAAAAUCAGCACAAUUAGGUUUACAUAUGUGGUUACCAGAUGCAAUGGAAGGACCAACCCCCGUAUCUGCAUUAUUACAUGCAGCAACAAUGGUAACAGCUGGAGUAUUUUUAGUAUUACGAACCUCACCCUUAUUAAGUUAUUCAAUAACAAUAUUAAAUAUCUUAACAAUUAUAGGAGCCUUAACAACUUUAUUUGCAACGACAAUAGGUAUUGUUCAAAAUGAUAUCAAAAGAGUAAUUGCGUAUUCAACUUGUAGUCAAUUAGGAUAUAUGAUUUUUGCAUGUGGAUUAUUAAAUUAUAAUGCAAGCAUAUAUCAUUUAACAACACAUGCAUUUUUUAAAGCAUUACUAUUUUUAAGUGCCGGAUCAGUAAUACAUGGAUUAAAUGAUGAACAAGAUAUGCGAAAAAUGGGAGGAUUAGUAAAUUUAAUGCCUUUAACUUAUCAAUGCAUGUUAAUAGGAACAUUAGCCUUAACUGGAUUUCCAUUUUUAUCUGGAUAUUAUUCAAAAGAUAUAAUAUUAGAAACAAGUUAUGCAACGUAUUAUUGGGAAGGAACAUUUGCUGCAAUAAUAGGAUAUGUCGCGGCAUUUGGAACAACGUUUUAUUCAUUCCGAUUAUUAAUUUUAACAUUCUUUAAUAAACCACGAAUGCAAUAUAAAACAAUUGCAGGAGUUCAUGAAGCAAGUACAAAUAUGGUAAUCCCUUUAGUUAUUUUAGCAUUAUGUAGUAUUUUUAUUGGUUAUGUAACAAAAGAUUUUUUUGUAGGACUCGGUACACCAGUAUGGAAUAAUUCAUUCUUUGCUUAUCCAUAUAAUAAUUUAAUAUUAGAAUCCGAAGUAUUACAACGAGAAUUAAAGCUAUUACCACUAUUUGCAUUUAUUUAUGGAGUAAUAACCCCAGUUUUAUUUUAUUUUAAUAUAAAAGAAGAUCGAAUGAUAAAUGUAAAACAGAAUUUAAUGGUAAAAGAGAGUUAUUUUUUUUUUGUUAAAAAAUGGUAUUUUGAUUUCUUAUCACGAGUUUUAAUUGUAGUACCAUUUUUUCAUUUAUCUUAUGAUGUUAUGAAUAAAAACUUAGAUAAAGGAUUAUGGGAAAAAAUUGGAGUCACAGGAGUAGCAACAACCUUAGUAACUGCAUUUACAGCUUUAAAAUUAAAAAAUGAAAUAACAUUAUCAACGUAUAUUAGCUAUAUAGUACAAACUAUAAUACUAAUUAUAGUUGUAGGAAUUUUUUCUUUUAUGACUGGAUUUAUAUAUAUGGAAUUAUGUAUAAUAAUCGGAAUCUUAUAUAUUUGUCUACCUUCAAUCAAAAUAGAUUAA